AGGAAGUGGGGGGCUGCCAGUUGGUUGCUUCUGAGGGUUAGGUGUUAGCUUUCUGCCUGGCUUUUUUAUUUGGAUGGAACAUCCUGGGAGAGAUGGUUUUAGGGUGCAAUUUUACAGUUGUUAAAGCUAGUGCUGCCUUCCUGCUUUUUCAUUCCUAUAUCUGUCCUUGUACUGGCUUUGAUGCCUGUCUGAUACCUGGAGUUAUUGGUUCAGAAGAGGAGAUUGAGAACCAGGAAUGAAAUUUUGUGGUGAAGAAGAUGGACCCUACUAGAAUUUCAAAAGAACAUGCACACUGUGUCAGAACACUUUUUGAACAUCAAGAAAAUACAGAUUUGCAUGAUACAUCCUUUGAAAAUCAAGAAGCAAAGUUAAUGCCAGAAUCAUGUAGAAGCAUGAAACAGGCUCUCCAAAGAGCUGUGCAGAAGGAAAUCCAGUAUGUCAUGGGAAGAGCACGACCAAGACCAGAAAAAGCUGCAAUGGAGGCAUUAGGAAUGGAUCUGUACAAGAGAAACAAACCUGAGAAGCUGCCGUUUGCCCAUCUCAUUAUUGAUGAUAAGAAUAUUCCGUCUGGAACUCGCAAAGUGAACCUCACAUCCUGGCAUCAUGACAAAGGCCAGGCAAACUUAUCAAAUAUGACAUUCAAUGAUGGAAAACUAAUUGUCAAUCAAGAUGGUUUUUACUACCUUUAUGCCAACAUUUGUUUUAGACAUCAUGAAACUUCAGGAAACCUGACUAAAAGAGGGCUUCAGCUGAUGGUAUAUAUGACUAAGACAAACCUUAAAAUAAAGCGCUCCGAUGUGUUGAUGAAGGGAGGAAGCACCAAAUACUGGUCAGGGAAUUCAGAAUUUCAUUUUUAUUCUGUAAAUGUAGGCGGGUUUUUUAAAUUGAAAUAUGGUGAAAUGAUAAGUAUCCAGGUAUCAAACCCAUUGUUACUGGAUUCAUCACAAGAAGCAACUUAUUUUGGGGCAUUUAAAGUUAGGGAUUUAGACUGA
Molecule: messenger RNA, 992 nt
Organism: Cariama cristata (Red-legged seriema)
Lineage: Eukaryota; Metazoa; Chordata; Aves; Cariamiformes; Cariamidae
Gene: TNFSF11
Product: tumor necrosis factor (ligand) superfamily, member 11
Exons: 8
Biological process (GO): immune response
Cellular component (GO): membrane
Molecular function (GO): tumor necrosis factor receptor binding
Source: RefSeq, a predicted model, not a curated record